AUGCAUUCAGCUCUGGGUUUAUCUUUCAUGCUAAUUGCGGUUUCCUCCAAUUUUGCAAUGGCAAUCAAAAAAGAAAAGAGAGCUCCCCAGACACUUUCAAGAGGAUGGGGAGAUGAUAUUACUUGGGUACAAACUUAUGAAGAAGGACUCUAUCAGGCGAAACAAAGUAACAAACCAUUGAUGGUUAUUCACCAUUUGGAAGAUUGUCAGUACUGCCAAGCACUGAAGAAGGUUUUUAUGGAGAAUCAAGAAAUACAAGAAAUGUGUCAGAAAAAUUUCAUCAUGCUCAAUCUCAUGCAUGAAACAACGGACAAGAAUUUGUCACCAGAUGGACAAUAUGUGCCUCGAAUCAUGUUUGUAGAUCCUUCUCUCACUGUAAGAGCUGAUAUUACUGGAAGAUACUCUAACCGGCUCUAUACUUAUGAGCCUCAAGAUGUGCCAGUGUUAAUAGAGAACAUGAAGAAAGCAUUACGUCUCAUUCAGACCGAACUGUAA
Molecule: messenger RNA, 495 nt
Organism: Varanus komodoensis (Komodo dragon)
Lineage: Eukaryota; Metazoa; Chordata; Lepidosauria; Squamata; Varanidae
Gene: AGR3
Product: anterior gradient 3, protein disulphide isomerase family member
Exons: 7
Coding region: 1-495 (164 amino acids)
Cellular component (GO): endoplasmic reticulum
Molecular function (GO): dystroglycan binding
Source: RefSeq, a predicted model, not a curated record